AACUCUGCAACUUUUGCUAUUAAAAGAUGGCGGACGAUGAUAUCGAUAUCGAAGGAGAGUUCGACUUCAAAAGCGAAGUUGGAGAUGGUCUUUAUGACACAAAUGAGCUACCGUCAAAAAGUGCUAACUUGUUGCCAGAAUUUACAAAUCCGCCAUGGAUGCUAGAGCAGGGUUGGUCGCUGGAUAACUGUGUGGAUGAGAAAUCAAAGGCUACAAUAGAAAAGAUGUUGCUGGAAGAGCAACAAUAUUUAAAUGGCCAGAAAAAAGGGAAAUAUAUAGGAGUCAGCAAGUCUAUGCUGUUAGUGACAUCUUCACAGUCUGAAGGUGAAUCACCUCCUAAAAGACAGUGGACAGAGGAAGAGAAAAAGUUGUUUCUAAGAGGUCUGGAACUGCAUGGCCGAAGUUGGAGCAAGAUUGCACAGCUUAUCCCAUCACGCACUCCCAUGCAAGUGAAAAACUAUGCACAGCAAUAUAUGAAGAACAUGGCCAGAAGAGCUGAGCGAAAGGUGUCAGAAGGAAGAGAGGUUCUAGAUUCACACUCAGUGCUUGCCACAGCAACAAUCAACCUCACCUCCAUAUCAGCAUCAGAAGCUGCUGUAACCACAGCGCAGCCAACCAUCACCACCUUACCUCAUCAUCCUUCUGGUCUUGCCAUUCACAAGAAAAACAAACUAAAUUAUCGCCCAGCAAAGCAGUCACAUUUGCAGACUUAUGGUUUAACUAGAGUUGUCAGUGACUGCGCAGAAAAUUCAGUUUCAAACCAUGGACCCACCAUAAAUAAACACUCUCUGCAACAUCAAGCUCAUGUUAAUAUCAAGAAGCCUAGCAAACAUGGGAUCAGUUCAGGAAGCAAAGACAGAACCAUGGUAGCUGUUUGUGAAGAUCUGAAACCGGAGAAAAAAGACAGUGCUUGCAAUGCCAGUGCUAUGAUCAAAGAGAAGGAGGAAUCAGAGAAUGAAGAAAUAGACAUAGACAUUGAAAACGAUGAUGGAGAUGACAAUGCGAUCCUCCAAAGUCGCUCCACAUCGCCCAGCUCAGUGUAUAGCAGACUGCUGCAGCAAGCAAAUGUGCAGCCGCUAGACACGGAAGACCAAAGCAAGGACAAUGACGAGUUGCAAAGAGAAAGCAAAGAGGGCAGUUUACUCAAGCAUGAAGGUUCCUUUGAUCAAGAAGUAAAGAAACAUGGUCAUCCAGAGGAUAAUGACAGCAACCUGAUACAGAUGAAUGAUGGAGCUGAAAACAGCUCCAGUGGAGAGACCGUGGAGAAUGAGGAGGAGUUUCACGAGGAAGAGGAGGCUUUGACCAGACCAGAUGCAAAGCCAGUGGAAAACGGAAUCGUUGCAUCCAGUGGCGAACUGUUUGAGUUCCCUAUUCCAAGUGAAGAAAAACUCUUGGCACCAAACACCAUUCUCGAGGAGGAGAAACUCGUGCACUCAGAGUUCUUUGAUGGCAGGCCUUUGAAAACCCCAGAGAGAUAUCUGAGGAUACGGAACUAUAUUUUAGAUUGCUGGAAGAAGAGUCAGCCAAACUACCUCAACAAAACAUCAGUACGACCAGGUUUAAAAAACUGUGGGGAUGUCAACUGCAUUGGUAGAAUACAUGCCUACUUAGAAUGCAUAGGUGCAAUCAACUACGGUUGUGAUCAAGCUGCUUACAACAACAUCAGUCGAGCUGUCGGCAUAUUACAUAAACCAAAGCAGGCUGGCAAGGAGCUGAAACAAAUGCUUUCAGCAUCAAAGUUAGAAGCAAUGAGACCCAGAAAACGAAGAAUACGUGAUUCAAGUGGUUUAUGGGUAAACGAAAAGGAGUUGGAAGGAAAAACUAUUGAACACAAGCCAGAGAAAGAAGGGUCAGGGCAACCCAAGGCUGGUCGGCCUCACAAAGUCGUGUAUGACCCCUUCAAGCUGGUACCAUGUCAGUUCUUUACUGAGGAAAAUCAGGCUCCCUUCACUUUAGAGGUUUUCAGUACAGCUCUGGCUGUAAUGGACAUUCAUGCACACAUCUCACGUACUGAGGUGAUUGGUAUGCUCGGGGGACAUUACAAUCAGGAGUCUUCACAUCUGACCAUCAGCAUGGCUGUGCCUUGCAAGAGCAUCAGCACUGGGAUGCAGUGUGAAAUGGACCCAGUGUCACAGACACUUGCAAGUGAGCACAUUGAAGACGUGGGCAUGCAGGUUGUGGGUUGGUAUCACUCACACCCCACUUUCACUCCCAACCCAUCUGUACGAGACAUAGAAACGCAGCAAAAGUUCCAGUACUGGUUUGCUAAGGGUGGCAGUCAUUUUGUUGGCAUUAUUAUCAGUCCAUACUGUCCACAUAACAGUAGUGUUGUGUCAGACAUUCGAUGUCUUACCAUUGGACAAGACAUGGUGAAGGAGUUUUUCUGCCAUACUCCUUACCAAUUCAGCUACACUGUCCCCUACAGAGACAACCUGCGUGAAAUUUUGGGUCCUGCAAGUGAACUUGCAGAAAAGUAUUCCACUUAUCCAAAUCGAGUGGCUCUCUCCAGCAUGUACAGAUCUUCUCUGGGAAUCACUUGCUUAUCAAAAAUGCUUCAGUCAGUAAAGCAUCACUUGGAGCCCCAGGACUCUAGACAGUGCACAGCAAACAGCCGGCGGAAGGUGGAGGACAUUCUCCACUGGCUGGAGCAGAUUUUUCUUGAGAAGUUCUCACUGUCGCCAUCACAGUGCUUACAGUUCCCCAACGAUGCCGAUGUAAUCACACCUGUGGAUUCUGAAGAUCCUUCUUUAGACUGCAAAGUGCAAGUUUAACAGAAAGUCUUCUAUGCCUGGAAAUUACAUUCAGAGACAAUGUGCUGGUUUGGAAUUUACAAUUAUAUACAUCUUGCAUGUUAAGCCACAUGGACCUGAUUAUUGGUGGACCUUAUGAAACAAAGGUUUGAAAUGCAUUUUCAUAUCAUUUAACAUGUCACAAGAAAGAUAAGUAAUGCCAGGGUGUGCAGCAACGAGCAAAAAGAAUGACAAAAAUUGGAGAUUUCUUUUUACUCAAUAGUGGCCUUCAUUUCAUUACUGACAUCAUAAUCUUGCAAUAUUUUAGAAACAAGUCUCAAAGAGAAGCUUUGAGACUCAAAAUGUGCUUUUUGUAAUAAUCUGUUCAAAAUUUUGUGCUCGAUAUUAUUUUACAGUCAUCCAGGUGAUGCCUUUUCUGCUGGUCUAUUUGUCUUGUAUUGUAAUAGCUUCUCAACUGCCUGAGGAGAGAGAACAAUUUUCUAUCACUGACCAAGAUGUGCAGAAUUAUUUUCACCUACAAAAUAUUGGUACCAUGUUCUGCAUUUAUAUGCAAACUUUGGGCAUUAUGUGAAUCAUUAAUGAAGAUUUUUCAAUUAA
Pomacea canaliculata is the source of this 3347-nucleotide messenger RNA. Its product is annotated as histone H2A deubiquitinase MYSM1-like. The record is from RefSeq and is a predicted model, not a curated record. The transcript is spliced from 16 exons. Gene Ontology annotation, cellular component: BRISC complex; BRCA1-A complex. The coding region runs from base 27 to 2771 and encodes 914 amino acids. NCBI's taxonomy places the organism in Eukaryota, Metazoa, Mollusca, Gastropoda, Architaenioglossa, Ampullariidae. Gene Ontology annotation, molecular function: metallopeptidase activity; polyubiquitin modification-dependent protein binding. Gene Ontology annotation, biological process: double-strand break repair.